Messenger RNA from Endocarpon pusillum Z07020, 279 nucleotides. RefSeq lists its product as uncharacterized. Bases 1 to 279 code for a protein of 92 amino acids. The record is from RefSeq and is a predicted model, not a curated record. The transcript has 2 exons. NCBI's taxonomy places the organism in Eukaryota, Fungi, Ascomycota, Eurotiomycetes, Verrucariales, Verrucariaceae.
AUGGCGACGCAACCAUCACGGAGGAAUCUCAGUGCAGGGGAUAGCCAAGAAAAGGUUGGACGGAGAGACUACAAUACACCCGGAACAGAACGUGCUUCAGCGUCACAACAACAAGUCCAGCACGAGCAAGUUUACACUAUCUCUGGCGUCGACCUUACGAACUGCGUCAUGGAGGAGAAGCAGUACGCUAACAUGACGCCGAUGGAGAGGUUCUUGCGCGAUGGAGGUGGUAGCUUGCAGCGCAAAAUGAAUAAAUCGGUGCCCAAGGCGUUGUUGUGA